Messenger RNA from Lipotes vexillifer (Yangtze River dolphin), 3115 nucleotides. It is a transcript of the gene EXD2, whose product is annotated as exonuclease 3'-5' domain containing 2. Gene Ontology annotation, molecular function: 3'-5' exonuclease activity; nucleic acid binding. The coding region runs from base 1 to 1872 and encodes 623 amino acids. Lineage: Eukaryota; Metazoa; Chordata; Mammalia; Artiodactyla; Lipotidae. Gene Ontology annotation, biological process: nucleobase-containing compound metabolic process. The transcript has 8 exons. The record is from RefSeq and is a predicted model, not a curated record. Gene Ontology annotation, cellular component: cytoplasm; nucleus.
AUGUCUAAACACUUAGUGGCUUUGACAGUGACCACCCUUCUUGGUAUGGCUGUCGGGGGCUUUGUCCUGUGGAAAGGCAUCCAGCGUAGGAGGAGUAAAGCAAGUCGUGUGACCCAGCAGCAGCUGUCACAGCAGCAGCCGAGAGUGCCAGGCAGGAGAGAGCGGCCCGCUCCAGCAGAGGACCAGCAGCACUCCAGUGCCCCCAGAGCCUCGUGGGUAGAGAGGAUCCUUGGAGCAAAGGUGGCGACUGUGUCUCAGGAGGCGGAGUGGGAUCAAAUUGAGCCCUUGCUUAGGAGUGAGUUAGAAGAUUUUCCAGUGCUUGGAAUCGACUGUGAGUGGGUGAAUUCGGAAGGCAAAGCCAGUCCUCUGUCACUCCUUCAAAUGGCCUCUCCAAGUGGCUUCUGUGCCUUGGUUCGCUUGCCCAGGCUGAUCUGUGGAGGAAGGACACUACCAAAAACGUUACUGGACAUUUUGGCAGAUGGCACAAUUUUAAAAGUUGGAGUAGGAUGUUCAGAAGAUGCCAACAAGCUUCUGCAAGAUUAUGGCCUCGUCGUUAAGGGGUGCCUGGACCUCAGAUACCUAGCCAUAAGGCAGAGAAACAAUUUGCUCUCUAAUGGGCUUAGCCUGAAAUCACUCGCUGAGACUGUUUUGAACUUUCCCCUUGACAAGUCCCUUCUGCUUCGUUGCAGCAACUGGGAUGCUGAGAAUCUUACUGAGGAUCAGGUAAUUUAUGCUGCCAGGGAUGCCCAGAUUUCAGUGGCUCUCUUUCUCCAUCUUCUUGGAUACCCUUUCUCUAGGAAUUCAACUCUAGAAGAAAAUGAUGACUUCAUUGGCUGGAGAAAAGCCUUGGAGAAAUGUCAGGAUGUGGUAGAUAUCCCAUUCCGAAGCAAAGGAAUUAGCAGAUUGGGAGAGGAGGUUAAUGGGGAAGCAACAGAAUCUCAGCAGAAGCCAAGAAAUAAGAAGUCAAAGACCGAUGGAAUGAUGCCAGGCAACCACCAAGGGAGAGACCCCAGAAAACAUAAAAGAAAGCCCCUUGGAGUGGGCUAUUCUGCCAGAAAAUCACCCCUCUAUGAUAACUGCUUUCUCCACGCCCCUGAUGGACAGCCCCUCUGCACUUGUGAUCGAAGAAAAGCUCAGUGGUACCUGGACAAAGGCAUUGGAGAGCUGGUGAGUGAAGAGCCUUUUGUGGUCAAGCUACAGUUUGAACCUGCAGGGAGACCUGAAUCCCCGGGAGACUACUACUUGAUGGUUAAAGAAAACCUGUGUGUAGUGUGUGGCAAGAAAGACUCAUACAUUCGGAAGAACGUGAUUCCGCAUGAGUACCGGAAGCACUUUCCCAUCGAGAUGAAGGACCACAACUCCCACGAUGUGCUGCUGCUCUGCACCUCCUGCCACGCCAUCUCCAACUACUAUGACAACCACUUGAAGCAGCAGCUGGCCAGGGAGUUCCAGGCCCCCACUGGCUCCGAGGAGGGCUUGCGCCUGCUGGAAGAUCCUGAGCGCCGGCAGGUGCGUUCUGGGGCCAGGGCCCUGCUCAACGCAGAGGGCCUGCCUGCGCACCGAAAGGAGGAGCUGCUGCAGGCGCUCAGAGAGUUUUAUCACACAGACACGGUCACGGAGGAGAUGCUUCAGGAGGCUGCCAGCCUGGAGACCAGGAUCUCCAAUGAAAACUACAUUCCUCAUGGGCUGAAGGUGGUUCAGCGCCACACCCAGGGCGGGCUGCGCUCCCUCAUGCAGCUGGAGAGCCGCUGGCGGCAGCACUUCCUCGACUCCAUGCAGCCCAAGCACCUGCCCCAGCAGUGGUCGGUGGACCACAACCACCAGAAGCUGCUCCGGAAAUAUGGGGAGGACCUUCCCAUCAAGCUGUCGUGAUGGCUGCUUCCCUUCCACGUUGGGACAGCUGGGAAGCUGGAGCCAGGGGUGAAAAUUUCACCUCUUCCUGUUUUAAUGUCAUUGUCAAAGCCUGGUGACACAACUCACAAUACUAACCUGUACUGAUCCCAGGAUGCUUCUGGUGGAGCAAGGCUGUUGUUUUCAGGGGGAGCUUAUGGUCUUGAAUUUUAGCUGGGCAGGGUGAGAGUUCUUUACUCCACCCUCUUACUUUAUUUUUCUGGACAAAUGGGAGGCUUGGCCUUCAUUUUACUCUCCCUCUUCUGCUUUCCCUGUACAGGUGACAAAUGAAGGAUUCUGCCUGAAGUGUCUUGUCAAGACACUCAGGUUUUUAAUGCAUUUCCUCCCUGUCCAGCAUGUUGGUUCAUCUCAAACAGGAGCUGUCAAGUAUUUCAAGCCCAUCAGGUUAGGAGGGGAAAAAACGUUCUUCUAGAGGUUGGAGAGCUGAAAAGGGGUCGGAUUCAUAUUCCCAGUUCAACCUCAUAAUUAGAAAUUCUUUGGCUUAGUGCUCUGCGGUAACUCACCUAGUUGGGAUCCAGCCCAUCUGGGUUGCUUCUGUUUAUUUCACAUAAAAUGCUCCCGUUUACACAUUCAGGACCAAAGCAGCAACUUCCUGCCAUAUGUUUUCACCCUAACGCUGGAGGGAAUUCUUUUCUGGAAAGAGGCCUUCAGCCUGGGUGGGGCACAGAGAAGCACAAGAACCAUCUCCCAAGAGAACUUGGAUAAUUUGCUCAGCUUUCCCAUUCGCUGUUUCUUGCAAGCCUCCUGCCCAGAACUGCAAGGUUUUUAGCUUAAUCCCUUUCUGAGAGGAAGGUUAUCUUUUCUCAGAAUCAGUAUCUGGUCCCUUCAGUGUUCCAUCAGGUUUGCAAUACUGACCUCUUUUAAGCUCUUAAUUCUCUCCCAGAGUCAUUUGGUUAGGUUGAGAGGAUUCUCCAUCUCCCUUCAUGCCUGGGAUGCCAAGACUAAUUAAUACGUUUUGGUGUUCAAAACGGUGGUGUUUCAUCUUUCCAAACGUGAGGCCACCACUUGGAGUGCGGAAUCAACUUAUUAGCGGUUAGUAUUUUUAUAAAGUAUUAGGAAAACUUUCUUACCUUACAAGAUCUUAACAAGCUUAAAAAGGAGCUUUAUGGCCAGAAUUCAACAAGAGCUCUGUUCUUGCGGAAUUGUGCCCGAGUUGGUGAUGGUUGCUCUAACACUGGUAAAUAAAACAACUUCUAAGCACAAA